Mesorhabditis spiculigera is the source of this 261-nucleotide messenger RNA. NCBI's taxonomy places the organism in Eukaryota, Metazoa, Nematoda, Chromadorea, Rhabditida, Rhabditidae. The record is from the annotation of a GenBank genome assembly.
AUGGCGGCAGACAAGGUCGCCGCGCACCUGGCCGACAAGCGCAUCGCAACGGUCAGCGGUACGCAUGGUGGUUCCAGGCUGCUCGACGCCCUCGGUGUCAACGACGAAGGCGGCGCGGUCACCGUCGGCCUUGCGCCGUACCGACGCGGUACGAGAUCAAUCAGCUGGUCGCCGAACUCGGCGCCCUGGGCUGAUCGAUCCCGCUCGGCUCACUUCACGGUGAGGAUGACCUUGCCUACGGUUUCCGGCGAAUCCAGCAAC